GGUGAUUGAGGCCUCAUCAAGUCAUAUUGACAAUUUAUCAAAGUAAUUUUUUCGUGAAAUUCUGAGUUUAUUAUCGAAAAUGUCGCGAUUGCCGACGUUUGGGGGUAAAAAACCUACCAUUAAAACUACUUCGACUGUUACCAGUCGAACAGCGGCUGGAGGCUCUAAAACGACGACAACUACUCAAAUUCGAGAGUUAUUGCCUUGUGCGAGUGCUCAACCGAAAGCAAAGGGAGGCUGCCAGCCGGCAUGUGCCUCAAAGUCUGCUAGAGCUCAACAAGAAAGUGCCGCCGUGCCCGCAGGCCCGAGGCAAAUUCCCAGACCAGGAGCUUCCAGAAUUCAAGCGCCCGGCUAUAGAAUGGCAACGUCGGCACCUAGACCUAGAGAAGGUUUUCCACCGGGAAGAGCGCCUCAGCCUGGACAAGCUGGAUGCUCAUCCCGUGCAGGCACAGGAAUACCCAGAUGCGGAGGAGGCUCAAGGGCUGACCAAAAUGAGUUGGCGGAAAAGAAAAACCGGGAAGCUGCCCAAGAGAUGUUCAACAUGUCCAGCGCCGAGGUCCCUAUGCUGGAAGGUCAAGUCGGGCAUCAGCUAUUAGAAAGAUCGAUUGCCAAUCGAGGCCAAAAAGUGUUUGCCCAGUCGAGUCAUCGUCAAAAAGUCCAGGGACAAAAUGCGGUGAAAACCCCGGCAGGAAUGGAGCGGCUGCUUCAACAAACUUACAGCGAAAAGCGAGUGGAACGCGACGAUGUGGCGGAAAGAGUGGUGAAGAACUUCGCUAUAACCGACAUGGAUGAUAAAGCCGGAGGCACCAGGGUUACCAUCAGCGAGCAGCAGCUAGACCCCGACUAUGGACUGUCUUCAGAGGGCAAAGACGUGGUUACCGUGAAGGAAACUGUGUCAGUCACCCCUUCAUACACAUCGACUGCUAGAGAAGUGGUUCAUGAAGUGAUUAAGCCUAGGGUUCAGAUCAGCCCGAGUGAACUGGCCAAUAUGGUUGAAGAAGAAACGCAAGAUGUAGAAAACACCUUAAAGAUGGUCCCUCCGGAUCUGACCUUCCAAGAGGAUCGCUACGCUUCGAAGAAGCGACUGCAGAAACUGAGGCUAACCACCGAAUCCAUAUUAUUGCUGGAAGAAUCUGUAGUAAAUCCGGUGCCAACAGCAGAUGAGGCCCUGACUGAGACUCCUCCAGAGACACUGGCCAACAUUAUGCAUACAAUAGAGAGCGGCGUCACUCCUGAAUGCGAUCCCGAUCAAGUGUUCCACACAUUGUUUGAGGAGAAAUCCACCGAACAAUCGGUGGUUUUGAGUUCGAUCGGCCCGGGACCUUUACAAGACGUUGUAGUUCCGCAAGUUCUCUCCAAGAACAUCCACAAAGAGUCAAUGACUCCAGACCUUACGGAUCUCACUAACAUCUACAAGAAUGUCACUGACGCUAAAGACUGGCCACCCGUCGAUAUUUUUGCCUCUGUUAUGGAUGAUGAAGCAAAGUCGCCGAAGAAAGGAAUAAAAUCCCGGCCGUUCAAGCCACUGCAGGAUGAAGAAAUGCCUUGGGCUGAAGAAGAUUUGGAGCCCUUGGUGAAUAUAGUGGGAGCUGAGCCGGCUGCAGUGCUGGAGCCGUUCAACAUCCAUGAGCUGGAGUCGUCCGGAAAUCUGGAAACUGAGCUCUCGCACGGGAUUGAGUAUUUCGUGGAAGCUGAUCCAGUCCAGUAUAUGUCCAGAGUGCAGCUGCGCGGCUCCCAGCCGCCCUCUUGGUUUCCAGGCUACAUCUACGCUUUGCCCGAAUUCGCAGACGUAGUAAAACUGGCUAGAAAUCCCGAUGAAGUGUUUGCUUCCAGCUGGAAGUCCUGCCGCCCGAAAAUAAUCCCCGACAAUUCCAUAUCGGUCCUGCAUUGAGCUUGCAGAGAAAAAACCCGCACCAGUAACACGCAAAUUUUCAAAACAAACUUUUAUUUAAACCUACUUAGUCUCCUUUGGAGGCCCACCUGAAGCUACAUGCAAGAAAAGCGCGAAGUUGGCAAACUAUUUUAAUUGCUCGAAAUUUGAGGCUCAAAUAAAUUAUCUGAGUGGUUCAUCAGGUACUACAUAUAUUGUCCUGA
Messenger RNA from Dendroctonus ponderosae (mountain pine beetle), 2094 nucleotides. RefSeq lists its product as uncharacterized. The transcript is spliced from 16 exons. The record is from RefSeq and is a predicted model, not a curated record. NCBI's taxonomy places the organism in Eukaryota, Metazoa, Arthropoda, Insecta, Coleoptera, Curculionidae. The coding region runs from base 80 to 1891 and encodes 603 amino acids.